Messenger RNA from Bemisia tabaci, 2688 nucleotides. RefSeq names its product multiprotein bridging factor 1. The record is from RefSeq and is a predicted model, not a curated record. Gene Ontology annotation, cellular component: nucleus. Gene Ontology annotation, molecular function: DNA binding. Lineage: Eukaryota; Metazoa; Arthropoda; Insecta; Hemiptera; Aleyrodidae.
UCGUCAACGCAUCAUGGCUUUUGCUUUUCUGGACAACGAAUAUUUGGGUUAGAUAAGGAUACAUAGCAUUCUUUUCAAAGUUUUCUAAAACUUGUUCAUACUUUUCCUUAGUAUUUUCGCAGUGAAUUUGUGCAUAUACGAGUUUCCGUAACAAUUCGGUCAUCAUGUCCGACUGGGAAACAGUCACAAUUCUGAGGAAGAAGCCUCCAAAACCCUCUCAGUUGAAAAGUGAACAGGCUGUGGCUCAAGCCAGACGCCAAGGUGUUCCAGUUGAGACUCAGCAGAAGUGGGGUGGAGGUCAGAACAAGCAACAUGCCACUGUAAAGAAUACGGCAAAACUAGACCGAGAAACUGAAGAAUUAAAGCAUGAUACAGUACCUCUCGAUGUGGGGAAACUUAUUCAGCAGGGUCGUCAGGCUAAAGGUUGGAGCCAAAAAGAUUUAGCUACGCGAAUCAAUGAAAAACCUCAAGUCAUUCAAGAAUAUGAAGCAGCCCGUGGUAUUCCAAACCAAACAGUCAUCAGUAAAAUUGAGAGAGCUCUAGGAAUGAAAUUACGAGGCAAGGAUCGUGGUAAACCAAUGGCGCCACCUGGAAAAAAGUGAUUUCUCAAAGGGUUACUUCAAAAUAUCUCUCAACAACAUACCCAACCUGUGACUUUACACCUUAUCUUUUCGUUCAAAAGGAAAUCCAUGCUCUCAUAUCCAUCCUCAAUCCGUGAAGUUUUUUUGAAUCAUUGAUCCCCUAACCCUCUUUCCCUCUAUUUGUAUUCUCUGGUAGGUUUCACUUCCUUCGAUGAAGCAUAAUGGAAUUACGAUUUUGGUGAAAGCUGUAACUGAAAUUUACUGUCGAAAGAAAUUCAGUAGUGUUUUUUUUUUUUCUUUGUGAAGGAUACAGAUUCUAAGUUACUUUUUUUGGUAAUGAUUUUUUUUCUUCUCCCUUUUUUAUGAAGGUUGACGAAAUUUCAUGAAAGAGCCCCUUAUUGAGUCUAAACCGACGAUCAAUUCACUUUUAAUAAACUUGAAACUUCGGCAGGCAUUUUUUACUGUGUUGAUGACAUCUCAUAAUUAUUUUUACUAUUAUUUUAUUCAAAGGAUAGGUAUGUAAGUAGUUAAUGUUGGAAAGAAACUGGUGAGAAAGGAAAGAGAGAGAAAAACUUGUUGUCUGCACCUAGGAACAGAAGCAUGUCAACACUUGCCAUUUGCUCCAGGCAAAUUUAAUAAUUUAAAAAAUGAAAGAUUUUUGCAGUAAACUCAAGAAUUCUCACACCCCUCAACACAUCCAGUAGUAAAUUUUACUGUCCUAAAUUAUGAAUGAAAUAUUAAUACUCAUUUGUUUUGUAUGUUAUUAGGUCAAGACUGGAGCAUGAUUUUUGCUCCUAUCGUAAAUUUUUCAGACUGCUUUGCUCAGUUCCAAGUCAAAAGCACAAAAGUUUACUGCCUCGCAAGAGAAACACGCUGUAUGAACAUUUGAAUGUUGCCAAAUUCCUCCUGAUAAAACAUUUAUUUUUGAUGAAAGUUAUGAAUUUUCUCCUUGAAAUUUUCAGAUACUCAAGCUGAAACUGCAAAUAAAAUUCUUGCCAAGGUUGGAAGGCAAAUAUUCCCAAGUUUCCUCAUAAAUUUGCAUUACACUGGGGGAAAUUUGGCAACGCCAAGUCCAUACAGUAUUUUUCUUUAGCACAGCAGUAUAGCCUCUACACAUUUGGUAAUUACAAUUAGUCUCACGAAUGAUGCUGCCAAACAACUUACAUACAUCUGAACAUUACAACCCCCCCCCCCCUCCCCACGUUUUCAUCAUUGAGUUUUAGAGCAUGUUUACGUGUACUUAUCAAAGAGCCUGAAUUUCUUUCGACGUACUAAGAAUAAAACCUUUAAUUCUAAGAAAAUAUUAAUGUGGAGGCCAGUCAUGUCCCACUUUUUCCUUUUUGUACUAUUCUCUUUGUUUAAUAUUUAUCUUUUUUAUUGAUAUAGUUUGUUUUCAUUUUGGUGUCAGAUAUUAGCAUGUUAGUGUAUGAUAAAACCCUAAAAUCCUUUUUUUCUGACUUUCAACGUCGAAGUCUCGUGCAUUUUCAUAUUUGAAGACAUUCACCAAAAUACCAGUCACGUAAUUAUUAUAUGAUUUAUAAAUAUUUUGCCAGUUAUUACUGUGUGUGGUCCUGGGCAAUUUCAGAGAGAGCCUAUCAGACUUUUUCCAUAAUAAACCUCAUCUAAUCUAUUUCUAAGGAAUAUUUUUAAGACCUCUGAAGUUUUGGAAAGUAAGAAAGAAAAACAAAUGUGCACAGCAAAUUUUUCUUGCGUUCAGACAAAAUCAAGUCUGCUGUCAAAACAACCACCACAAAGAAUCAUUUUAAAUAUUAAUAAGGUAUUCUUUUAUUUAUACUCUUUUAUCAUUUUGGAGACACGCAUAAGCAUAAAACGCAUAAGCAUUCAGACAGCCAAGAUAAGCUGGCUUUCAGCAUUGUUGUGAAAAUUUUCCUUAAUACUUUGUCUCUUCAAUUCAAUUUGUCUUUACACCGCAGAUUUAUGAAGAACCAUAUCAGCUGGGUCAUAUAUAUGUACUUCUCCAUCUCUCCAGUUAUUUCGUGAUUACUUUAAGUUUUUGUGUGAUAAGAAUAAUUUUAUUUUGUUGGACCACUGUGUUUUCAAUUUCUCAUUAAAUUAAAACUUGAUUGUAUGCAUUGGUCGGUUAAAA